UCUCUUAGUUCACCCCCUCGGCCUCUCUCUCUCUUCAGCAGUGGUUGAAAUUAGUAGUUUGUAGAUUUAAAGUUUGAACUUUGAAGAUUUGUGAUGAUUUUAAGGGAACCCAGAAAUGCAAAAGAUCAAAAGGUAGAAAGAAAAUAAAGGAACUGAAAAGAGGAAGGAAAAAAAAGGGAGAAACUAGGCACUUUUCUUUUUUGUUUGUCUUGUUUUUCUUCUUCUCCUGUGUUAGAUCUUUCAUAGGUGCAAUCCUCUCCUCCACUAGAGAAACCUGAGAACAAAAGAUAGAGAUCCCUUCCUUCUCUUACUUCUCUUACAGGUGAUGUUAUCACAACUUCUCAUCCUUGUUUAGCUCCACCCAUCAAUGGCCUUUUCAAGUUCUUGAAGUAACUCUAUAGUUUAUCUCCCUUGAUUAUGAGAUUUGAAGAGUUCUAUAUUGAUAAGGGAGUAUCCUAUACACCAGUUUACUUCUUCAUGCAUUUUUCUUUCUUUCUUAGUAUCCUAUCUAUGUGUUAAUUAGUCUUUCAGAUAGAUAGAUAGAUAGAUAGGUAGAUGCAUUCAGUGAUGGCUGAUCAAGGCGCUAGUAAUGUUUUGAGGGAAUACAGGAAAGGCAACUGGACUGUUCAUGAGACGUUGGUUCUGAUUUCUGCAAAGAAGAUGGAUGAAGAGAGGAGAAUGAAGAGAGGUGGAGACAGUGGUGAGGGUAGAAGCAGACCGGCAGAGUUGAGAUGGAAGUGGGUUGAAGACUAUUGUUGGAGACAUGGGUGCCUGAGGAGCCAAAACCAGUGUAACGACAAGUGGGAUAAUCUGAUGAGGGAUUACAAGAAGGUGAGAGAUUAUGAGAGAAGGUUGGCUGAGAGUGGAGAUGGAGAAGAGAACAGUUACUGGAAGCUUGAGAAGCAUGACAGGAAAGAGAGGAACUUGCCGUCCAAUAUGGUGAUGGAGAUAUAUGAUGCUUUGGUGGAGGUGGUGGAGAAGAGAGGUGUUCAGAGGGUGAGUGCUGGGUCUGCUUCUAAUACUUCUGCUCUUGCUGUCGACAAAGCAAUGGCUAGCGUUCAGCCUUCUUUGCCUCCAUUACUGCAAUAUCACAGCUCAGAUCCAACUCCAACUCCAACGCUACCAUUACCACCAGCACCACCUCCACCUCCACCUCCAACUCUCCCACAAUCUCAGCCUUUACCCACGUUAGAUGUUGAUAGCUCAGAUUCUGAUACAAGUGAGCAUUCACAAUCUCAAGCAAAGAGGAGGAGAAGAGGAGAGGGAACCAGCAGUGCUAGUAACAACUCACAUGAAGUGGGUUCUGCAAUCUCAAAGAGUGCAUCCAUUAUAGCAGAAGCUCUCCAAGCUUGUGAGGAGAAGGAGGAAAGAAGGCACAGAGACCUUCUUACAAUGCAGGAGAGAAGACUGAAGAUCGAGGAGUCAAGGAUAGAGAUCAAUAGGGAAGCCAUUAAUGGUCUUGUUGAUGCCAUUAACAAGCUCUCCAGUUCAAUCCUUGCUUUAGUUUCUAACAGGACCCCAGCUGCACCAAAAUGACAUCAGACAGCAAGCAAGGAAGAGAAAGAACUAUUGAGCUAGAUAAAACACCCAAAAAGAGCAUUUGCAUCCAUUUGCCUGUAUAUAGCUCAAAACCCAUUUGACAUUUGUGUUCUUUCCAUUUCUUUUCCUUGUUUGGCACCACUCCCAUUAAUCAUUUUAAUUAUAAUUGAUGUUCAGUUGAGCAAUUUGAAUUCCA
Messenger RNA from Nelumbo nucifera (sacred lotus), 1735 nucleotides. RefSeq lists its product as uncharacterized. The record is from RefSeq and is a predicted model, not a curated record. NCBI's taxonomy places the organism in Eukaryota, Viridiplantae, Streptophyta, Magnoliopsida, Proteales, Nelumbonaceae.